AGCUUCUCUUCUGGUAGCCUUAGGCCUGUCGAGGGUUUGCUUUUCCUCUUCUCCAUUUCUUCGUUCGUUGCUGUUCGACUUCGCGUGUGAAGUAGAGUUCUGAUUUCUGAACGAGUCGCUAAAAGCUCCUUCACCUCCGUCGACGACGUUCCCCCCCUGUUGGAUCGCAACGUUCUUCCUGCUGGGUCGAAGCAGCAGGUGUGUAACACCUCAUCAUAAUAUAGUGUUUGGAUAUGUCGAACAAGGAAGACAAAACACAAGCUGCAGCGGCACUUUUCGCUGCCAAGGGCAUGAGCCGAGCCCAGGCUGAGCGUGCUGCUGCUGCUCAGGCACGAAAUGUGAAUGCCUAUGGACAGAAGGAAGAAGGGCCUAGCCGUUGGCAGGAGAGGAAAGAAGCCAAGCGGCAAAUGUAUCUAAUGAGCACUGAGAAAGCCGUGAGAUUGGGUGAAAGAAAGGAUGUAAAGUCUUCUGUUUCUUCUUUAGGGGGCGCUUCUGCUCAGUGCCAGAAAUGCUUCCAGUUUGGUCAUUGGACUUAUGAAUGCAAGAAUGAGCGUGUUUACAUGUCUCGCCCUUCAAGAACCCAACAGCUUAAGAACCCAAAGUUAAAGAUGAAACUUACAGUUUCUUAUGAAUUGGAUGGUCCUGAGAUUACCAAGGAAGAGAAGGAUAAGAGAAGCCAGAAGAAAGAUAAGGGUGAACCAAGUGGUACAAAGAGCAAAAGGAAGCAUCGUUCUCCUUCUGAUUCAGAUGAGGAUCACAGUGAGGCAUCUGUUUUUGACACUGAUGGUGAGUCUUCUGUCACAGGGUCAUAUUCUUCAUCUGCUGAGAGCAGUUCAAGCUACACUUCGUCAGAUUCGGAUGAGGAAAGAAGGAGACGGAGGAGGAAACGGAAGCAAAAGAAGAGGAGGCAUCGAAGAAAUAGCUCAUCUUCUGAUUCGUCUGAUUCUGCAUCAGCUUCUGACAGCGAUUCUGAUGACAGGGGCAGUCGGAGGAAGACCAGAAGGCAUAGUAAGAGGUAUUAGCUGAAACUCAGAAAAGAAUUUCCACAUAUUAUCUUAUCCAAGGACUAGAGUCGUGAUUUUGAUUCAGUUUGGUUUAAAUACUGUUGUUGAGCAUUUGUUUCCUGGCUUGGUCAUACGUUAAGGUAUGCUUUUCUGUCUUAUUCAAACACGUAAUGUUGCCAAAUUUGUUAGGUUUUUCAUACACUACGACAUUCCUUGUUUGCAACUUCAAACUUAAACCUGAUUUAGGCUUCGUUUGAGACGGUUUAUUACUGCUUAAAGCAACUUUGUAGUACAAAGAAGCAGUAAGAAAGCUGUCCCCAACGAAAACCGUAAGAAGCAAGAAGAAAGCCGUCCCAAAUGAAGUCUUAGUUUUGGCUAAUUUUGAGGUCGUGUUGCCUAGCCAUUUAAGGGGUAGUUUUGGGAAUAUUUUUAAUGCAUUUCAAUAUUAUUUUAA
Dendrobium catenatum is the source of this 1458-nucleotide messenger RNA. Its product is annotated as zinc finger CCHC domain-containing protein 10. NCBI's taxonomy places the organism in Eukaryota, Viridiplantae, Streptophyta, Magnoliopsida, Asparagales, Orchidaceae. The record is from RefSeq and is a predicted model, not a curated record. The coding region runs from base 234 to 1022 and encodes 262 amino acids. Gene Ontology annotation, molecular function: nucleic acid binding; zinc ion binding. The transcript has 2 exons.